Molecule: messenger RNA, 1765 nt
Organism: Triticum aestivum (bread wheat)
Lineage: Eukaryota; Viridiplantae; Streptophyta; Magnoliopsida; Poales; Poaceae
Product: protein IQ-DOMAIN 6
Exons: 4
Coding region: 163-1494 (443 amino acids)
Molecular function (GO): protein binding
Source: RefSeq, a predicted model, not a curated record
AAUUUGAACCGCCCGAACGGCUCUCCCUGCCCAGCCUCGUAAACCGCAACCGAAUUAAGCGCACGUCGCCCAACAAGUCAAAUCCUCCCGUUUGGCCGUUCCGCCGCGUUCCCCAUUCACGGACUAGCGCCCUCUCUUCUCAUCAGUUCCAGAGACAACGCGAUGGGCGCGUCGGGGAAGUGGAUCAAGACGCUGGUCGGGCUCAAGCCGGCGGCGGCGGAGAAGGAGAGGCACGCCGGUGGGAAGGGCCGGAAGUGGAGCCGCCUGUGGCGGAGUUCGUCGGGCGGGCAGAGGGCCGCCGCGUCGGCGGCCGCCUCGGAGGUCUCCGAGACGUCCUCCGCCGCCGCCGACGCGCUCAGCUCCGUCGUCGCGGCCGUCGUGCGCGCGCCGCCCAAGGACUUCCGCGUCAUCAGGCAGGAGUGGGCGGCCGUCCGCAUCCAGACCGCCUUCCGCGGCUUCCUGGCCAGGAGGGCGCUGAGGGCGCUGCGGGGGAUCGUGCGGCUGCAGGCGCUGGUGCGCGGCCGCCGCGUGCGCAAGCAGCUGGCCGUCACGGUCAAGUGCAUGCAGGCGCUCGUCAGGGUGCAGGCGCGGGCGAGAGACCGGCGCACGCGGCUCUCGGCUGACGGCCGAGACUCGCAGGAUACGCUCGACGACCACAGCAGCCACGCGGAUCCCGUCAAGGAAGCAGAGACAGGAUGGUGUGAUAGCCAAGGAACUGUGGAUGAUGUCAGAUCAAAGAUACACAUGAGACGCGAGGGCGCAAUCAAGAGAGAAAGGGCAAUUGCGUAUGCUCUUUCUCACCAGGUACAUCCUGCUCGAAUAGUCUGGGCAUAUAAACAGCGGAACUCAAACCACAAUGGAAGACCUAGCUCUCCUGCUGUUUCUCUUAAGAAUCAUGGGACUAACAGGAGCAAUCAGUGGAGCUAUUUGGACGGGUGGAUGGCAACAAAACCUUGGGAGAGUCGCCUUAUGGAGCAAUCACACAGCGAACAGACCAACUCACGUUGUUCAGAGAGUAUCGACGAAAUGAACGAGGUCAGCUCAAAGCUUUCUGAAGCAAGCUCAGUCAAGAUCAGAAGAAACAAUGUCACAACUAGGGUGUCAGCAAAGCCUCCUUCGGUAAUCGCGGUAUGCGACGAGAGUGCUCCGUCAACAUCUUCAGUCACUCAGAUGACCGGUAACCAUUUCACGACAUCAGAAAGGAGAUCUGACUGUGGCCAGGGUGGUGCACCGAGCUAUAUGGGCUUGACCAAAUCAGCCAAGGCAAGGCUGAGUGGUUCUUCUAGCACUCACAAGCCACCACUUCAAAGACAAGGAUCUGCUGACAAACACAAUUACAGCAGGGGGGCAUUCUCUUCAAUAGAUGUUCAAAGCACCGCCGGCUCCGAGGUUUCGGUGACCUCAAAGAGGUUGAACGGUUUAACUCUGAAGGGUCGAGGCACUAGAAGAAGCAUGGACAAGGAGAACGAUGAUCAGUCUAAUUCUUUCUUCUAGGACGUGAAUCCUAUGAUUAUUCCCAUAUUAGAGGUCUACUAGUGCUAACAUGUACGUAUUUUGUCAGUUCAAUGCCUCAUUGCUUAUUCUGAUAUCCAUAUUUAUGGUGUACAAAUGUGAAACCAGCCAAAGGUUGAACCUGUUGUUCUGUCUGCUGAAUUACAAAAUCUUCGGGGUUUAACUGCAGUUAGCCACUUAGGCUGGAUGGUUAGUGGUUAUUGCUAGUUCGGCUGGAUUGCCAGAAAUGAAUUGAUGGUAAUUGAGUACUGAA